AGUUCAUCUUCUUCUGUAGAACACGCGGCGUUGGAAUGUCUGUCCAGGCAACAACCAAGCGUAUAAUUAAGUCUUGAAUUGCUGUCGGUAGCAUCGCCAGUGAAAUGAACAUCAAUUUUGAGUUCCAUCCAACCUGAUAUCUGGACCCAGGAUAAACAGCUGUCAAAGCGUGAAGAUAUCUAUCAGUCAUGUAGUCAAUGCGGUCGGAGGUUAUGCGAGUCAGCAUCCAUGACGUCUUUUCACGCUUUUAACAGAUAG
Messenger RNA from Haemonchus placei, 258 nucleotides. The record is from the annotation of a GenBank genome assembly. NCBI's taxonomy places the organism in Eukaryota, Metazoa, Nematoda, Chromadorea, Rhabditida, Trichostrongylidae.